CAAAUCUAGAUCCAUAGAUCUAUGUCAGUGAUAUUAUUUUUAUUUUUUACAACAACAAUCAUGGCAGACGUGGAGUUCCACGAUGAGAUAGUUGAUGUUCCUUUAGAAGGAGAGAUAGAAGUGCCGGGCAUCUCUAAGACGGAUGAUGAACUUUCAACUUUGGAUGAACCAGUCAAAGAGACAAUUUUGCGAGACUUGAAAGCUGUUGGGAAAAAAUUUGCUCAUGUGUUGGUACCAAAGAAGAGCAAAUUGUUACUAAAGGAGUGGGAUCUUUGGGGCCCACUUGUACUGUGUACAUUUCUAGCAAUAAUGCUCCAAGGCACUUCCAAUGAAUUAGAUCAAAUGAGUCAGAAUGAUGGUGGGCCACAGUUUGCUGAAGUCUUUGUUAUAUACUGGCUAGGGGCUAGCAUCGUCACAUUGAACAUAAAACUACUUGGAGGAAACAUUUCUUUCUUCCAGAGUAUUUGUGUGCUGGGUUACUGUGUGUGCCCACUGGCUGUGGCACUUAUUGCCUGUAGGAUCAUACUGGCUAUAAGCACAGAGUCCACUGUUCUUUUUGUUAUUCGAUUUCUAUGUGUUGUAUUAGGAUUUGGUUGGUCAACGUUUGCCUCGACAGCAUUUCUGCAUGAAAGUCAGCCCACAGGGAGAAAAGCUUUAGCCAUGUAUCCAUUGGGCCUGUUUUAUUUUGUCAUAAGUUGGCUUGUAAUCUCCCACUCAACUUCCUGAGUUCGUCUUGAGAAGCUAUUCCAUAAAGUGUUGACAUAGCUCACGGAAGUUUUUGUUUUUUUUUGUUUUACACACACUUUAAUAUUUGGUUUCAUUUUUUUAAUUAGUUGAAACGUUUCUGUUUAUAAAACCUUAUACAAAAACUCAUCUACAUUAUCUUAUGGUUUUAAAGAUUUUAGUUUGAAAUUGUGGACUCUGUUGUUUUUUAUGUCUCUAUAUCAGUCUGGGCUAGCAGACAAUUAAUGGUCUGUGCAAAAUUGUAUUCUUUAAAACUAAAUAAUUCUUUUUAAGAUGUUACUAGUUUAAGCAAACCUUAUUUAUAGAGUUGGCUUGAAUGUCUGAACUGCACAUUUGAUGUAUUUGACUAAGAAAGUCUAAGAGAAGAACCAGUGGAAAUAAACACAUGUAUUAGAAUACAGGGUUUUUAUAGUAACAGUUAGAGAUAUAAAUAGGUGAACUCUUUGACAGGGUCUUAUAAUGAUAGGUCAUUGUUAUGGUUUAAAAAAUAUGAAUAUCUUAUAGGUUGUUGUUUUUUUUUAUUCUUGUGAUGAAUGUCUUAAUUUUCUGUGAUAAUUUAUGUUUGUUGUACAUAAUUUUUGUUUCAAUAUUUUUUUAUCCACCCUUCACCUUUCAUAGUGGUCAUUUUGUUUUUUUAAUUCACCAUUCACCUUUCAUAGUGGUCAUUUUGUUUUUUUAAUUCACCCUUCAAGUUUCAUAGUGGUCAUUUUGUUUUUUUAAUUCACCAUUCACCUUUCAUAUUGGCCAUUUUGUUUUUUUUUAUUCACCUUUCAUAGUGGUCAUUUUGUUUUUCACUUAAGGAAAAAAUUACUUUUUUAUUCAUUCAUUACUGGUGAGUUAAGUGGUACAUCUUAUUUAUCUUGGCUAAUCGGCAAUAAGUGUAUCCAGGUGCCAUUGCAUGACCUGGUGGUCUAUAUGUGUCAGUAAUAUUACAAAAGAACUUGUCAUUAGCUUUCAUUAACUUAAUAACCUCCAAGACCUACCCAUUUAAAUUUUUUUUUUUUCAUGCUGUUUCUUUUUUUAGAGAAUAAUCAUAAUGUAUACUAUUGUGUUGUCUUCUAUACGGUACAUUUUUUUUGGUCAUUGUGGAAUUCCAAGUAGGACAUCAUUUCAAUAAUUAAUUUAAGUCAUUGACAAUGUGUGUAAGAGUGUGUGAAUGUGUGUAAGACUUUAUCCAUCAUUGUUGACGCUGAGCAUAUUAACUCUUUUUUUUUUUUUAAAGCAUGUACAUUUUUGUAAAUAAAGAGAACAUGUUAUACUUCAACACAUGCCUAAUUUUAAAAUCCAGCGCAUUGUUGUCAUAGCAAUCCUACAAUCUCUGACCAGUACAUUGGAUAUAGCGUACACAGACAGUAUGCAUAUUCAAUUCAUCAAGCAACACAGUUAUUUCAUUGUGUAGCAUUAGUCUCAGUUUAUUUGUGUGUGCAUCACACAUUAACAUUUGUUUCUCUUCUUUUUUGUUUCACUUUUUUUAAUAAUCCUGAUGACCUGAAGUGGAUCUUCUCUUGUGUUAUGUUUUCUUCUGUGAAUUGCAAAAAAAAAAAAUAAGCAAUAAUAUAACUUAAUAGAUACUUUCUUUCUCAGUCAAGCUUUUUACAAAUUACAUUUAUAAUCUUAUCAUAAGAUGAGUUGCUAGUGGCAGGGACCACUUGACUAUCAAAGGGCUUGCGUUUGUCUCCUUACAAGAACUGAGUUGUGUUUUCUAGGCUCUCAGGACAUGCACAAACCAUAUACUCCCCCACCCUCAUAUCUACAAAUAUUAGGACCAUAGAUCACUGUGCUAGCUAGAGCAUGAAAGAUUUGUUAUAUGAAAGCUGUGUAAUAAAAAAGUAGAAAUACAUUUCGUGCAUCUUAAAGACAGAAUGGAGCUAUCAGGAUACUUAUACUGUAUUAACUAAUGUUUUGUUUUAUUUGCUUAUAGUUUUGAUUUCUUGUUUUGAUGUAUUUUUAACAUUUCACUGUUAUGUUUUUUAAAGUUGUUAUGAAGCAACAAUGUUGUAAAUAGCUGAUGUGCAUCACAUUUCCGAAAUUUUACUGUAAUGUUGUUGUUUUUUUUGGGUGUGGGUGUAUUUUAAGUAUGAACAUCAUCAUUAUUAUUAUAGCUUUUAUAUAGUGCUACUUUCAUGCUUAUAGCAUGCUCAGAGCGCUUUUGGUCCAAUCUCAUUUGUGGACCAGUUUUGGGGGGGGGGGGGGGGGUAUCUAGGAGUUGUUUUUCCGUGCUGCCUUUAGGCGCUCAGUAAACACAACUCUGCCCAAGUUGGGAGUCGAUAAGGAAACGUAUAAAUAAAAGUAAAAUAUCUCUAGGAGAUGGUGGUCUCUGCAAAAUGUUCUAGGUGGGAGUACAUUUAGUUUCUUUUAGAUUGAUUAAAAACAUAGAAAAACAAUCAUGUAAUAAAUGAUCUAUUUUUACAUAAAGUUAACUAUAUUUCCUGUCUGGGAUGUGUGGCGGAGUGGUAAAAGCCGCUGCCUACCAAGGAAGCUCAAGUUCAAUUCCCUAAUUUAGCACAACUUGUGAUUGUUGAGCACAGCAUGAAACAUCAUGCAAAAACAAACAACAAACAUUUUCCCAAGUAUUCCCUCCCCUGACAUGAUCAUGCAAUAGAAAAAAAAAAGGUUGCUAUACAAAAUUCUUUUCUAUUUAAUCUGAAGGGAAAACAAAAAGACCAGGUUUCUUGAUUAAAUCUAUAAUGCUUAUUAGUUUAUGAUCUUUAACUUGCAUUUUCAUUUCAUUUUAAUAUUUACCAAACAAAAGUCAAAAUAACUUAAAAUUUAACAUUCAAACGCUAUCAAUCUUUAGGCCUUUGUCAUAUAUGUUAAUAAUCUAUUCUUUAACCUGCAUUGAAAAAUACAGAAUCUUUCAUCAUUUUAAUUUUGCAAACUAAACAGAUAGCUUACUUGUCUUGCAAAGAUAUGCUUACCAUUGAUCGUUUAUUUGGAUGAAGGAUGGGUCUAUUUCUGAAACCCUGUUGCAAAAGAGAAAAAAUAUAUAUAAUUUGUAUAAGCACAUUUAUCAUUCUUUUCUGUUCUAAAUCCAUUCUAUGUUUGCCACUCAUCUAGCUCAUGACAAUUUUUUUCUUCUUGAUAAGUUUGUAUUGUGUAAUUUCCUAUUUCAUCUAUUUAUACUAAUUAAUAAAGAUAUUGGAAGUUCAGACAUAGUCUAGACAUGAGGACAGGUCAAAUUCUAGUAACACAGUUUCUCAUGUGCAAAAAGAAUACAGUUAGUUGGAUGAUCUAUCUGCUUAGUUUUUUUUAGUUGGGUUCUAGUGUCAUUACAGACAGAGCUCUUCAGACUUGACUACACUUUGUACAAUUAUAAGAUCAAGCUUAGUAAACAUGGACACUUUUGUUUGGUUUUGUAAACAUGGACACUUUUGUAAACAUGGACACCUGCUUGGUUUUGUAAACAUGGACACUUGUGUUUGGUUUUGUAAACAUGGACACUUUUGUUUGGUUUUGUAAACAUGGACACUUUUGUUUGGUUUUGUAAACAUGGACACUUUUGUUUGGUUCUGUAAACAUGGACACUUUUGUUUGGUUCUGUAAACAUGGACACUUUUGUUUGGUUUUGUAAACAUGGACACUUUUGUUUGGUUUUGUAAACAUGGACACUUUUGUUUGGUUUUGUAAACAUGGACACUUUUGUUUGGUUUUGUAAACAUGGACACUUUUGUUUGGUUUUGUAAAUAUGGACACUUUUGUUUGGUUUUGUAAACAUGGACACUUUUGUUUGGUUUUGUAAACAUGGACACUUUUGUUUGGUUUUGUAAACAUGGACACCUGUUUGGUUUUGUAAACAUGGACUGAAAGCAAUUGGCAUGUUGUUGUUUUUUCUCUUGUCCAACAUGUAACAAGUUUAGAACUUCCAGUUCAACUCUACUGCACUUCACCACAGUACCACACACAGGCUUGAGCUACCAAUACUUUGUACAUUGGUUCACAUGCCAAACAUUUGAUGUGAAUGCACUGGAAAAACCGAAAGCUGAAACUACAAUCAGCUGAAAAUAGGGUGAAAGUUUAUUUCAAUGGACAGAAAUAAAUGUGUGAAUAUCUUUAACUAUAUCUUGGUCAUUCUUCAUCAUUUACAUUUGUAACUACAUGAUUAAUGUAACUCAAUAUAAUGGGGUUAAUAUGUGAGUCCCAUUUCACAGUUGAACUCAAUCUAAGCAUUAUUUUUGUACAAUAUCAUAUGCUCACUAUCUUAAUGGAUAUUACUGGGUUGUUGUUUUUUAAAUGAUGGGACUGAUAUACUAAUCUUAGUGCCUUUGUGUUGAUUUUGUUUCAAUGUCUGAACUCCUUUUGUUGUGAUGAGACAUUUCAGGCAGGAGUUUAAACAAAAAAAGGGGAGAUACUUUCACUUCAAUUUUGAUGGUUGGCUAUUUAUUUUGUUUUUAAACCAGUUAACUAAUAAUAAAGAGCUUUUUGAAAGAAA
Molecule: messenger RNA, 5173 nt
Organism: Biomphalaria glabrata
Lineage: Eukaryota; Metazoa; Mollusca; Gastropoda; Planorbidae
Product: protein YIPF6-like
Exons: 7
Coding region: 22-726 (234 amino acids)
Biological process (GO): endoplasmic reticulum to Golgi vesicle-mediated transport
Cellular component (GO): trans-Golgi network; membrane
Source: RefSeq, a predicted model, not a curated record